GGGUCUCGCGAGAGUUCGGUGCGCGGAGAGGGCGGGGGCUGGGGGGGGCCGGGCCCUGCUGAGGGGAGGCGGGAGCCCGAGCUCGAGACGCGGCCAGCGCGAGGCCCCGGCAGCGGCGGCAGCGGCCCUCCCUGAGCGUGGCGGAGCGGCGUGAAAUAUGGGCGACGACAGGCCCUUCGUGUGCAAUGCCCCCGGCUGCGGACAGAGGUUUACAAACGAGGACCACCUGGCGGUUCAUAAACACAAACACGAGAUGACAUUGAAAUUCGGCCCCGCGCGCACCGACUCGGUCAUCAUCGCAGAUCAGACCCCGACGCCGACUCGGUUCCUGAAGAACUGCGAGGAGGUGGGGCUGUUCAACGAGCUGGCCAGCUCCUUCGAGCACGAGUUCAAGAAAGCUGCUGAGGAUGAGGAGAAAAAGAGCGCCGGAGCCCUGGACAUGUCUCUGCCCUCGACCCCAGACAUCAAAAUAAAGGAGGAGGAGCCGGUGGAGGUGGACUCGUCCCCCCCAGACAGCCCUGCCUCCAACCCGCGGUCACCGCAGAGCAAGGAGAAGGAGAUCACCCCCAAGCCCGUGAUCAUUUCCACACCGACGCCAACCAUCGUGCGCCCCGGCUCACUGCCCCUGCACCUGGGCUACGACGCGCUGCACCCCACGCUGCCUUCCCCAACCUCCGUCAUCACCCAGGCCCCGCCGUCCAACAGGCAGCUCGGGUCAGUUAAACGCCGAGCAUGUGUCAGGGUUGAUAAAUGCGCUCGGUCGGGGAAUUAUUGCGGAGCCGCUUCGCGGAGCGCGCUGGCACCGCGGCUCCUAACGCUGUGUGGCUUUCCUCCCCGUCAGCUGGCGCGGCCGAUGUCCAUAGUGCCCAACAUUCCCGGCAUUCCCGGGCCGCCCAUCAACAGCAGCGGCUCCGUUUCCCCGUCGGGCCUCCCCGUGCACUCGGAAGCCAAAAUGAGGCUGAAGGCCAGCUUGACGGCGUCUUCCUCGCUGAACGGCAGCAACCUGGUGGUGGGCUCAGCCAGCACGAUGGUGACGGCGCGCCCGGAGCAGAGCCAGAUCCUUGUGCAGCACCCCGACGCCCCAUCGCCAGCUCAGCCACAGGUUUCCCCCGCCCAACCCACUCCCAGCACCGGCGGUCGCCGGAGGCGGACGGUUGACGAAGACCCCGAUGAGCGCAGGCAGCGGUUCCUGGAGCGGAACCGAGCCGCCGCCUCCCGCUGCCGUCAGAAACGCAAGCUCUGGGUGUCCUCCUUGGAGAAGAAAGCCGAGGAGCUCACAACCCAGAACAUCCAGCUGAGCAACGAAGUGACGCUGCUGAGGAACGAGGUGGCUCAGCUGAAGCAGCUGCUGCUGGCUCACAAGGACUGCCCCGUCACCGCGCUGCAGAAGAAGACCCAGGGCUAUCUCGAAAGCCCAAAGGAGAGCUCGGAGCCCACCGGCUCCCCGGCGCCCGUCAUCCAGCACAGCUCCGUCACCGCGUCCCCCAACGGGCUCAGCGUCCGCUCGGCGGCCGAGGCCGUGGCCACGUCGGUGCUGACGCAGAUGGCGAGCCAAAGGACAGAGCUGGCCCUGCCCCUGCAGCCCCACGUCAUCAUGGCCCCACAGUCGCAGUCUGCCGGCAGAUGAUGCGCGUGGCACCGAGCGGACGGCGGACCCGGUGCCGGAGAACCCAGCGUGGCCGCGUCCCCUCCCGCGGGACGGCGCGGAUUCGGGGUUUGGUUUUCUUCUCUUUGAAGCGAGUGAAGGGCAGCUCCGACGCUGCAGCGC
This is a messenger RNA of Numida meleagris (helmeted guineafowl), 1768 nucleotides long. RefSeq names its product activating transcription factor 7 (gene ATF7). The record is from RefSeq and is a predicted model, not a curated record. The coding region runs from base 158 to 1627 and encodes 489 amino acids. NCBI's taxonomy places the organism in Eukaryota, Metazoa, Chordata, Aves, Galliformes, Numididae. Gene Ontology annotation, molecular function: DNA-binding transcription factor activity, RNA polymerase II-specific; cAMP response element binding. The transcript is spliced from 11 exons. Gene Ontology annotation, biological process: regulation of transcription by RNA polymerase II.